GGGAGGAGCGAAGCUCGGUUGGAUCGGGAGAGGCGCGGGCCCUUCGUACAGACCCGACUCUGCAUUCCUCCAUCAUGCUGUCAUCAUUUCGCAAAGUCAGAGUUCAGAAAAUGGACCCUACCGGUGUGAAAGUGCUGGAGACAGCAGAGGACAUACAAGAGAGACGUCAGCAGGUGUUGGACCGGUACCACAGGUUCAAGGAGCUGUCCACCUUGAGGCGCCAAAAGCUUGAAGAUUCCUACCGGUUCCAGUUCUUCCAGCGUGAUGCAGAUGAGCUGGAAAAAUGGAUCCAGGAGAAGCUCCAGAUUGCGUCUGAUGAAAAUUACAAAGACCCAACUAAUCUGCAGGGAAAACUGCAGAAGCAUCAAGCCUUUGAAGCCGAGGUGCAAGCCAACGCGGGGGCCAUUGUCAGACUGGAUGAGACUGGGAACCAGAUGAUUAAUGAAGGGCAUUUUGCAUGUGAAAACAUAAGAACUCGACUUCAGGAGCUUCACCGGUUGUGGGAGUUGCUGUUGGAAAAAAUGCGGGAGAAGGGAGUCAAAUUGCUGCAAGCUCAGAAGCUUGUGCAGUAUUUACGAGAAUGUGAAGAUGUGAUGGACUGGAUCAAUGACAAGGAAGCGAUAGUAACUUCGGAAGAGCUUGGCCAGGAUUUGGAGCACGUCGAGGUCUUGCAGAAGAAAUUUGAGGAGUUCCAGACGGACCUGGCAGCCCACGAGGAGAGAGUGAACGAAGUGAACCAGUUUGCUGGCAAGCUUAUCCAGGAGCAGCACCCUGAAGAAGAGCUAAUCAAGUCCAAACAAGAUGAAGUCAACGCCAGCUGGCAACGCCUGAAGGGGCUGGCUCUGCAGAGGCAGGGGAAACUCUUUGGCGCAGCGGAAGUGCAACGUUUUAACAGGGAUGUGGAUGAAACUAUAAGCUGGAUUAAAGAGAAAGAGCAGCUGAUGGCUUCCGAUGAUUUUGGCCGAGACCUUGCAAGCGUCCAGGCCCUGCUCCGCAAACAUGAAGGCUUGGAAAGGGACCUGGCUGCUCUGGAAGACAAGGUGAAGGCUUUGGGUGCAGAGGCCGACAGGCUGCAGCAAUCCCACCCUCCAAAUGCCUCUCAGAUCCACGUGAAACGGGAGGAGCUGGUCGCAAACUGGGAGCAGAUUCGCACUCGGGCGGCAGAGAGACACGCUCGCCUGAAUGACUCCUACAGGUUGCAGCGAUUCCUUGCGGACUUUCGGGAUCUCACGAGCUGGGUGACGGAAAUGAAGGCUCUGAUUAAUGCUGAUGAGCUUGCCAAUGAUGUGGCGGGAGCCGAAGCCUUGCUAGACAGACAUCAGGAGCAUAAGGGAGAAAUUGAUGCCCACGAAGACAGUUUUAAAUCUGCGGAUGAAUCCGGUCAAACUUUGCUUGCUGCUGGUCACUAUGCCUCCGACGAAGUUAGAGAGAAGCUGACCAUCCUUUCGGAUGAAAGAACUGCCCUUCUGGAGCUGUGGGAGCUUCGUCGGCAGCAGUACGAGCAGUGCAUGGACCUGCAGCUUUUCUACCGGGACACGGAGCAGGUCGAUAACUGGAUGAGCAAACAGGAAGCCUUUUUGCUAAAUGAAGACCUUGGUGACUCCCUCGACAGUGUGGAAGCCCUGCUAAAGAAGCAUGAAGACUUUGAGAAGUCUCUCAGUGCCCAAGAAGAGAAAAUCACUGCCCUGGAUGAAUUUGCUACAAAACUGAUACAGAAUAACCACUAUGCUAAAGAAGACGUUGCUACCCGCAGAGACGCUCUCUUGAGCCGCCGUAAUGCCCUGCACGAACGGGCCAUGUGUCGUCGCACCCAGCUGGCAGACUCGCUCCACCUGCAGCAGUUUUUCAGAGACUCCGAUGAGCUGAAGAGCUGGGUCAAUGAAAAGAUGAAAACUGCAACCGAUGAGGCUUACAAGGACCCAUCAAACCUGCAGGGCAAAGUCCAGAAACACCAAGCUUUUGAAGCUGAGCUCUCGGCAAACCAGAGUCGCAUCGACGCCCUCGAGAAAGCUGGGCAGAAGCUGAUUGAUGUCAAACAUUACGCGUCCGAUGAAGUGGCCGCUCGCAUGAAUGAGGUCAUCAGCUUGUGGAAGAAGCUGCUGGAAGCCACUGAGCUCAAAGGGAUCAAGCUGCGUGAAGCCAACCAGCAACAGCAGUUCAACCGCAACGUGGAAGACAUCGAACUGUGGUUGUAUGAAGUGGAAGGGCACUUGGCGUCAGACGAUUAUGGCAAAGACCUCACCAACGUCCAGAACCUGCAGAAGAAACAUGCUCUGCUGGAGGCCGAUGUUACUGCUCAUCAGGACCGCAUUGACGGCAUCACCAUCCAGGCCCGUCAGUUCCAGGAGGCCGGGCACUUUGACGCGGACAACAUCAAAAAGAAGCAAGAGGCUUUGGUUGCUCGCUAUGAAGCUCUGAAGGACCCCAUGGUGGCGCGGAAGCAGAAGCUGGCCGACUCUCUCCGCCUGCAGCAGCUUUUCCGUGACGUCGAAGAUGAGGAAACCUGGAUCAGAGAGAAGGAGCCCAUUGCUGCUUCAACCAACAGAGGCAAGGACCUGAUUGGAGUCCAGAACUUGCUAAAGAAGCACCAAGCCCUGCAGGCAGAAAUUGCGGGUCAUGAACCGCGCAUUAAAGCCGUCACUCAGAAAGGAAAUGCCAUGGUGGAGGAAGGACACUUUGCGGCCGAGGAUGUGAAAGCCAAACUGAACGACCUAAACCAGAAAUGGGAAUCCUUGAAAGGCAAGGCCUCCCAGCGCCGGCAGGAUUUGGAAGACUCUCUGCAGGCCCAGCAGUACUUUGCGGACGCCAACGAGGCCGAGUCUUGGAUGAGGGAAAAGGAGCCCAUCGUGGGCAGCACAGACUACGGGAAGGAUGAGGACUCCGCUGAGGCUCUUCUCAAGAAGCAUGAAGCUCUGAUGUCCGAUCUCUCCGCCUAUGGCAGUAGCAUUCAGGCACUGAGGGAGCAGGCCCAGGCGUGUCGGCAACAAGUAGCUCCCACGGAUGAUGAAACUGGCAAAGAACUUGUCCUGGCUCUCUAUGAUUACCAAGAAAAGAGUCCCCGGGAGGUUACCAUGAAGAAGGGAGACAUCCUAACUCUCCUGAACAGCACCAACAAGGACUGGUGGAAAGUAGAAGUGAACGACCGUCAGGGCUUCGUUCCAGCCGCCUAUGUGAAGAAGUUAGAUCCAGCGCAGUCCGCGUCCCGAGAGAACCUGCUGGACGAGCAAGGCAGCAUCGCUUUACGCCAGGAGCAAAUUGACAAUCAGACUCUCAUAACUAAGGAAGUCGGCAGUGUAUCUCUCCGUAUGAAACAGGUCGAAGAACUGUACCACUCUCUCCUUGAGCUGGGGGAGAAGCGCAAAGGCAUGCUGGAGAAAAGCUGCAAGAAGUUCAUGCUCUUCCGCGAGGCCAACGAGCUCCAGCAGUGGAUCAACGAGAAGGAGUCCGCCCUCACCAACGAAGAGGUCGGAGCGGACCUGGAGCAGGUCGAGGUGCUGCAGAAGAAGUUCGACGACUUCCAGAAGGAUCUGAAGGCCAACGAAUCGCGCCUGAAGGACAUCAACAAGGUGGCGAACGACUUGGAGUCCGAAGGUCUGAUGGCCGAAGAAGUGCAGGCCGUGCAGCAGCAGGAAGUCUACGGGAUGCCUCGGGAUGAAACUGAUUCUAAGACCGCGUCUCCUUGGAAGUCUGCAAGAUUGAUGGUGCACACUGUGGCAACGUUUAACUCCAUCAAGGAACUGAAUGAGCGCUGGAGAUCUCUGCAGCAACUGGCAGAAGAACGGAGCCAGCUUUUAGGAAGUGCCCACGAGGUUCAAAGAUUCCACAGAGAUGCUGAUGAAACGAAGGAAUGGAUUGAAGAAAAGAACCAGGCCCUGAAUACCGACAACUAUGGGCAUGAUCUGGCGAGCGUGCAGGCGCUGCAGCGCAAGCACGAGGGCUUUGAGAGGGACCUCGCUGCUCUCGGAGACAAGGUGAACUCUUUAGGAGAGACUGCUGAACGCCUGAUCCAGUCUCACCCCGAGUCGUCUGAAGACCUCCAAGAAAAGUGCACGGAGCUGAACCAGGCCUGGAGCAGUCUGGGGAGACGCGCCGACACGCGCAAGGAGAAACUCGGGGACUCCCAUGACCUGCAGCGUUUCCUCAGUGAUUUUAGGGACCUCAUGUCUUGGAUCAAUGGCAUCCGUGGGCUGGUGUCCUCCGAUGAACUGGCCAAGGAUGUGACUGGGGCGGAGGCUUUAUUGGAGAGACACCAAGAACACCGCACCGAAAUAGAUGCCAGGGCUGGCACGUUCCAGGCGUUCGAACAGUUUGGCCAGCAGCUCUUGGCCCACGGCCACUACGCCAGCCCAGAGAUCAAGGAGAAAUUGGACAUCCUUGAUCAGGAAAGGACCAACUUGGAAAAGGCCUGGGCCCAUCGCCGAAUGAUGUUGGACCAGUGUCUAGAACUACAGCUGUUCCACAGGGACUGUGAGCAGGCAGAAAACUGGAUGGCUGCCCGUGAGGCUUUCUUAAAUACCGAAGACAAAGGGGAUUCCUUAGACAGCGUGGAAGCCCUCAUCAAGAAACACGAGGACUUUGACAAGGCCAUCAACGUUCAGGAGGAAAAAAUUGCAGCCCUCCAGUCUUUUGCUGACCAGCUGAUUUCCACCAAUCACUACGCGAAAGGGGUCAUUGCCAACAGACGCAAUGAGGUUCUGGACAGGUGGCACCGGCUGAAAGCUCAGAUGAUUAAGAAGCGCUCUAAGCUGGGAGAAUCUCAGACCCUCCAGCAGUUCAGCCGAGACGUGGAUGAAAUCGAGGCUUGGAUCAGUGAAAAGCUCCAGACUGCAAGCGACGAAUCCUAUAAAGAUCCCACAAAUAUCCAGCUUUCCAAACUCCUGAGCAAGCAUCAGAAGCACCAGGCGUUUGAAGCUGAGCUCCAUGCCAACGCUGACCGGAUCCGUGGCGUCAUCGACGUGGGGAACUCCCUCAUUGACCGGGGCGCUUGCGCAGGCAGCGAAGACGCCGUAAAGGUUCGCUUGGCUGCUCUGGCUGACCAGUGGCAGUUCCUGGUGCAGAAAUCGGCAGAGAAGAGCCAGAAACUGAAGGACGCCAACAAGCAGCAGAAUUUCAACACCGGGAUCAAAGACUUCGACUUCUGGCUUUCAGAGGUGGAAGCCCUGCUUGCGUCCGAAGAUUACGGGAAGGAUCUGGCAUCCGUGAACAAUCUCUUGAAGAAGCACCAAUUGCUGGAAGCCGACAUCUCCGCCCACGAGGACCGUUUAAAAGAUCUGAACAGCCAGGCUGAUGGCUUGAUGACCAGCAGUGCUUUCGACACCUCCCAAGUCAAGGACAAGCGUGACACCAUCAAUGGGCGUUUCCAGCGGAUCAAGACCAUGGCAGCAGCUCGCCGGGCGAAGCUGAACGAGUCCCAUCGAUUGCACCAGUUCUUCCGGGACAUGGACGACGAAGAGUCCUGGAUCAAAGAGAAGAAGCUGCUGGUGAGCUCUGAAGAUUAUGGCAGAGACUUAACUGGCGUUCAGAACCUGAGGAAGAAACACAAGCGUCUGGAAGCGGAACUGGCAGCACAUGAACCUGCCAUCCAGGGUGUGCUGGACACGGGAAAGAAGCUGUCGGAUGACAACACCAUCGGAAAGGACGAGAUCCAGCAGAGGCUGGCUCAGUUUGUGGAGCACUGGCAAGAGCUCAAGCAGCUGGCCGCCGCUCGUGGUCAGCGGCUAGAGGAGUCCCUGGAGUACCAGCAGUUUGUGGCCAAUGUGGAAGAGGAGGAAGCCUGGAUCAAUGAGAAAAUGACGCUAGUAGCCAGCGAGGACUAUGGAGAUACGCUGGCCGCUAUUCAGGGCUUGCUGAAGAAGCACGAAGCCUUCGAGACGGACUUCACCGUGCACAAGGACCGAGUGAACGACGUCUGUGCGAAUGGCGAGGACCUCAUCAAGAAGAACAACCACCACGAGGAGAAUAUCACUGCCAAGAUGAAGAGCCUGAGGGGCAAAGUGUUGGACCUGGAGAGAGCAGCCGCCCAGCGGAAGGCCAAGUUGGACGAGAAUUCUGCCUUCCUCCAGUUCAACUGGAAAGCUGAUGUGGUGGAGUCUUGGAUAGGUGAAAAAGAAAGCAGCCUCAAGAAUGACGACUACGGACGGGAUCUCUCUUCCGUACAAACGCUUCUCACCAAACAGGAAACCUUUGAUGCCGGGCUCCAGGCCUUCCAGCAAGAAGGAAUCGCCAACAUCACCGCCCUGAAAGACCAGCUCCUGGCAGCCAGACACGUCCAGUCCAAAGCCAUCGAGGACCGGCACACCUCGCUCAUGAACCGCUGGAACCAGCUGCUGGCCAAAUCCGCCGCCAGGAAGAAGAAACUCCUGGAGGCCCAAGAGCAUUUCAGAAAGGUAGAAGAUCUGUUCCUGACCUUUGCCAAGAAGGCGUCUGCCUUUAACAGCUGGUUUGAGAAUGCCGAGGAGGACCUGACGGACCCCGUGCGCUGCAACUCGCUGGAGGAGAUCAAGGCGCUGCGUGAGGCACACGACGCUUUCCGCUCCUCGCUGAGCUCCGCCCAGGCAGACUUCAACCAACUGGCUGAGCUGGACCGCCAGAUCAAAAGCUUCCGGGUCGCCUCCAACCCAUACACCUGGUUCACCAUGGAAGCCCUCGAGGAGACCUGGAGGAACCUGCAGAAAAUAAUCAAGGAACGUGAACUGGAACUGCAGAAGGAGCAGCGCAGGCAGGAGGAGAACGACAAACUGCGGCAGGAGUUUGCUCAGCACGCCAACGCUUUCCACCAGUGGAUCCAGGAGACCAGGACCUACCUGCUUGAUGGCAUAGCAUACCGUCGUGUCAUUCGUGUCUAUCAGUAUGAAGUUGGGGAUGAUCUGUCUGGAAGGUCUUGUAUGGUGGAGGAAUCGGGAACUCUGGAGUCACAGCUGGAAGCAACGAAACGCAAGCACCAGGAGAUCCGGGCCAUGAGAAGCCAGCUGAAGAAGAUUGAAGACCUUGGAGCGGCGAUGGAGGAAGCUCUUAUCCUGGACAACAAGUACACGGAGCACAGCACCGUGGGGCUGGCACAGCAGUGGGACCAGCUUGACCAACUGGGGAUGAGAAUGCAGCACAAUCUCGAGCAGCAAAUACAGGCCAGGAACACGACUGGAGUCACUGAAGAAGCCCUCAAGGAGUUCAGCAUGAUGUUUAAACACUUUGACAAGGAUAAAUCUGGUCGCCUGAAUCACCAGGAAUUUAAAUCCUGCUUGCGCUCCCUAGGCUACGAUUUGCCUAUGGUGGAGGAAGGAGAACCCGAUCCGGAGUUUGAAGCUAUUCUCGACACAGUGGAUCCUAACAGGGAUGGACACGUCUCCCUGCAAGAAUACAUGGCGUUCAUGAUCAGCAGGGAGACGGAGAAUGUGAAAUCCAGCGAGGAAAUCGAAAGCGCUUUCCGUGCCCUCAGCUCGGAGGGCAAGCCCUACGUGACCAAGGAGGAACUCUACCAAAAUCUGAGCCGGGAACAAGCAGACUACUGCAUCUCUCACAUGAAGCCGUACAUGGACAGCAAAGGCAGAGAGCUUCCGUCUGCCUACGACUACGUGGAGUUUACGCGCUCGCUCUUCGUGAAUUGAUAUCCAGCAGUCGCGCUGUAGAAUCCCCCGAGUACGUGCUUGCCUCUUAGCUUCUCUGCAUGCGUCGAGCGUUGUGUUCGAAAGUAAUCAAUGUUACCUUUCACAUGUUAACCUUAAAACUGCUUAGCUUAAACUCUAUUCUUAGUACAAGCAGCCAACAGUGUUGCAGUGUGCUUCAAUAAAAGUUACUGGUCCAAGUGAAA
Elgaria multicarinata webbii is the source of this 7807-nucleotide messenger RNA. RefSeq names its product spectrin alpha, non-erythrocytic 1 (gene SPTAN1). Gene Ontology annotation, cellular component: cortical actin cytoskeleton; cell projection; cell junction. Bases 75 to 7604 code for a protein of 2509 amino acids. The transcript has 59 exons. NCBI's taxonomy places the organism in Eukaryota, Metazoa, Chordata, Lepidosauria, Squamata, Anguidae. Gene Ontology annotation, molecular function: actin filament binding; calcium ion binding. Gene Ontology annotation, biological process: actin cytoskeleton organization. The record is from RefSeq and is a predicted model, not a curated record.